UAGCAUUACAGGCUUUUAUUGAAUUUAUGACAAGUAAAGGUGGUGAACAGAUUUUAUUCUUUUAUUUAAAUGUUGAGGGUUUUCGAACGGCAGCCGAGCAGCAAAUCACAGAAGCGCAUAAAUCAAAACAGACGUCAAGUAAAGCUAUGGAACCUGAUUUACAAUCUCUACGCAGGGCAGCAAUGAUUAUAUACGAUCAAUAUCUGGGAGAGAAGGCAACAAUAAAGAUGAAACUACCAUCUGAAUUAAUCAAACGAACGUUACAGAAUAUAAAAGAUAGAAUGUUGUCCGAAGAUGUCUUUGAUGCCGUUCAAUCUCGAGUGUAUCAGAUUUUACAUUCACAAUAUUACGAGGAGUUUCUGCAGAGUAAUUAUUACGUUAAACUAUUAUCAGAACUUGGCAUGUUGAAGGGAAGUAAAACGGACGACGGAGAUACCAUCAGUCUGGAUGACGAAGUCUGUUGUAAACCGAGGGGUUCCGUCAGUAGCUCAGAUGAUUUGCUUGACAAUCCAAUGGACCAAUCACCAGACACCUUAUCACUAGAUUCUGUAAGCUCCGCCUCUUCAUCUGGAACCCAGUCAGGUGACAGUUACAUAUCUGGUCAAAUAACGCAAACAGGUAUUGUAAAGGAAACCGGGAAAACUUACGCUAUUUUUGCGAUCACGGUCCGCAGGAAAACUGCAGACAACGAGGAAGAAACAGUCACCGAUGUUUAUAGACGUUACAGUGAUUUCCACGAUCUGAAUAUGUUAAUUAUCGAAGCUUGUCCGAGUUUAAAAGGUCCACAACUACCAGGUAAAACGGUUCUAAAAAACAUGAAUCAGGAAUUCCUGGAGAAACGCCGGAAAGCUCUCGACUCAUAUCUAAGGAAACUACAGAAACCAGAAUUAUGGUCCAAGUUUCCAAUCGUGGAAGAAUUAGUCACACAGUUUCUGGCACCGGGACUCUGGGAAAAACAUAAAAGUGAAAUCGCAAGAAAGAUGGAUACAUUUGUGAAUCCACUGAGAAGUUCCGUAAAACAUGUGGGUCAGGCUGUUAAGAGUGUUCCUGAUGGAAUAACGGAUGGAUUCGGAAAAAUGUUUAAAGGAAAUAGUAAUGAUAUAACUGGUGCAAGAAUUAUAGAUAGGGGUAAAGUUGGUAAAGGUCUAGAUCCUGAUGAUGAAGAGAAUAUACCUGUUCGUAUUAUGUUAUUAUUAAUGGAUGAAGUGUUUGAUCUACGUCAUAAAAAUCAAUCAAUACGUCGUAUGAUUCUCGUGUUGCUAAGGCAACUGAUCAGUGCAACAUUCGGAGAUAAGAUCAACAGAAAAAUUGUCGACCAUGUUGAUCUAAUGACAUCUGCUGAACAAAUGUCAGAAUAUUUAAAAGCAUUCAGAGAUUCGUUCUGGCCGAAUGGUAAUCUAGCUGAGCCGCGGAUCACGCGGGACGUUCAUACCAAGUACAGGACACAAGUUUAUUGUAAAGCUAAAAUGUUGGGCAGUGUUCCAGAUGAACUGAAGACUGUGCUGGGAGCAGACGUAGUUCGAAUGGGCGUGGGUCGCAUCUUCGAUAUGUUUCAACAUAAAAACCUCAAUAAACGAAUUCUUUACGUCUGUUUGGAGGGUGUCCUUGAGACGAUGUUCUCGUCCAAUAAAUUUGCAGAGUUAUUCCGUAAACUACAUUCCCAGUCCAAGAGAGUUCAAAAAGUGAAAGCAGAGAAAAAAAAAUAAAGAAGACCAAAGACUGGUGAUUAUCUUUCAGCAAAGUUUUAUCAAACAGGGGCCUGUUUCACGAAAUUCUAACUAAGAUAAAAUCCAAAUUUUAGUAAUUUGAUUAGAUAAUAUUAGAUUGAUUUUAGUGCUUAGCCAAUCAAAAUUGAAGUAUCUACUAAAAUUUGGAUUUUAUAUUUAGUUAAGAUUUCGAGAAACGGGGCCCUGAAGUUUACUUAAAAUAAACACAGAAAACGAUUGUUUGUAUUUUAAACAAUAAUUCUCUUGUCGUUUUCAAACACAAUAGAAGUCAGGAUGUUUAUUAAAUUUAAGUUUUUGAUGAUUAUGGCUACAUGUGUCGGCACAAAAUCAGUAAGAAAGUCAACAGUAGCUCCACAUGUGGACAUAAACCUAAAAUUUUUAUCAAGAGAUUUUCUGAAGUUAUUCGAAUGCGUUGUGUUUUUUAAAAAAUAAGUGUCACAAAGUUUAAAAUAUUAUUUCACUCAGUAUUUUUAUGUUAAACACAGAAGACAUCUUCUGAACUACAUACUCUAACAUCAAAAUAAUUUAUUUAUUUCUGUCUCGUAAUAUAUAAGCUUUGAUUAUCCAGAUCAGUACGUAUUUUAUAAAUUAAUUCCUAUAAAAAUAUGGAUGGUACUGGUCCAGAAAGAUGUUUUAUAAUGUUGCUGUUUGUUUCCAGUCUGUUAAAGAUGCAAUAUGUAAGAUUUAAUAUCUCUGCCAUCCCAUGGUCUAGUUAGCUCUUGUACACUGCAUCUUUAAUCAAGGCUAUCGCAUGGGAGAGGUUCGGGAAUUUCAGGAGUCCACAAUGGCCGCUUUAUAUAUGUGAGUAUUUUGGGAAGCACUAAUCGUAACCCUUUUUAGAAGACUAAAUGAAUUUGGAUCCAGUUUACCUUUUGCCCCUCUUAAAAGGGUUAGGGUUAGGGUUAGUAUUCCCCCAAAUACUCAUUUACAUAAAGCGUCCAUUGUGGACUCCGGAAAUUCCCGAACCUCCCUAAACGGCCUACAAUAAGCAUUCACCUUAUCACAUAGUGAAUACCACGUAUGUUUAAGUUGUUUGAGAUGUAUAUUUAAUUAAUACAGGUAUUUUUGUUUGUUAUAGUAUCUGUAUGGUGAAUGAG
Messenger RNA from Patella vulgata (common limpet), 2824 nucleotides. Its product is annotated as sorting nexin-13. Bases 27 to 1706 code for a protein of 559 amino acids. Gene Ontology annotation, molecular function: phosphatidylinositol binding. The transcript has 16 exons. The record is from RefSeq and is a predicted model, not a curated record. Lineage: Eukaryota; Metazoa; Mollusca; Gastropoda; Patellidae. Gene Ontology annotation, cellular component: early endosome.